This is a messenger RNA of Trametes versicolor FP-101664 SS1, 1032 nucleotides long. RefSeq lists its product as uncharacterized. The record is from RefSeq and is a predicted model, not a curated record. The transcript is spliced from 4 exons. The coding region runs from base 1 to 1032 and encodes 343 amino acids. NCBI's taxonomy places the organism in Eukaryota, Fungi, Basidiomycota, Agaricomycetes, Polyporales, Polyporaceae.
AUGUUUGGCGAUAUCGAAGACCUGGUUCUCUCUGGCAAGCUCUUUGCCCCGGCGUCCCGCUCGAACUCCCCCGUCCGCUCGCGAUCGCCCUCGCCCGGCCCCGCACCAUGGCCCAAACAAGGAGAGGACUUCGACUACGACUCCGAUGCAGAGCGCCGCGCGGAGGUCGAGGCGCACAUCGCGUCGCAGCAGCAGCCAGACUCCAUCGGCAUGGGCCCCGGCCGCACCGGCGUGAAGGGCGUCAUCCGCGACCGCGCAGAGGCCGAGUCGCUCGCGCGUGCAAAGCGCGCCGAGGAAGUGAAGGAUCUCAACCGCGCGAUGGAGAAGGCGAGUCUGGGCGGGAAGACGUGGGCGGAGGAGGACAGGGAGCAGCGCGCGGAGCUCGCGCGGCUCGAGGGCCCCAGUGUGCCCAAGUCCGCGCGCGGAGGCCGGUUUGGACAUCUGCGGGAGGUCGGGGUGCGCAGCUUCGUGCAGUCGGUAGAGGAGGGCCCCGACGUGUGGGUGGUCGUGCACAUAUAUGAUCCGUCGUUGGAUCGGUGUGCUGCUGUGGACGAGACGCUCUCCCGGCUAGCCCGAUCCUAUCCCUCCACGAAGUUCCUACGAGCACGCGCCGGUGCGAUCGGCUUUGCCUCGUCCGGCUCGAGGCCUAGCGCGGGUCCCGUUUCCUCACUCAAUGCAUCGCGUCUAAUGUCCCAACAACGAGGCGUACCAGCACGACGAGACGAUCACUCCGACGACGAGGAUGAAGAUGAAGAUGACGAGCGCGGGGACGCCGACCAGUGGGAAGACGACGAGGUCGACACCGAUGUCCUCCCGACCCUUCUCGUCUACCGCGGCGGUGAUCUCGCACACUCCUGGGUCCGCGUGGACUGGGAAGCCAAACAGGGCCUCGAGGAGUUCCUGAAAAGACAUGCCAUCCUCACGUCUCCCCGGCACUAUGGUGGCGUGAGCGCAGGAACCGCGGGCGGCUCCGAUGACGACGACUUUGACGAUGGGGAGCUCGUAUUUGGGAACAGCGAUGACGAGCGGUGA